CCUUCUUCUCAUCUUACUUCCACGCAUUAAAGUGCUGUCUCUAUUUCUCUCUUUCUCCAUCUCCUCUCCUUUUUUAUAGACGUUGGACUUUCAUAUUUUCUGGGUUUUGGCUUCUUUCUUUGCUUUCAUAUUCAUAGUAGCAAUAGAAACAGGAAACUAGGACAAACCUAAUUCUUGUUUACUUCUCUUUGGUUCAAAUUACCUUAUUUUUGAGCAAGUGAAGAUAAAGGCAUUUGUUUCCUCAGUUAACUAUCCGGGACCAGAGAACUCAACUUGCUUUACUCUGGGACCAGAGGAGAGUGCUGCUUAUGGGGUUCUAAUAACAGUUUUUUUUUUUUUUGGUGAUUACAAGCAAAGCUGGCAGUUUGGGGAAUUGUAAAGAGUAAAUUAGGAACUGUAUGAAGUAGAAGUCCAACAAUGAGAGAUGGGAAACCCAAGAAAAGCAAGCUCUCAUGGUCCAAAAGAAUGGUCAGGAAAUGGUUCAAUAUCAAGAGCAAAACUGAGGACUUUCAAGCGGAUGAUCAUGUUUAUGGAGGAGGCGGUGAAGUGGAAUACAGGACUAGCUUCUCAGAAAGGGAGCCAUGCACAAUCAAAAAGAGUAAAACAGAAAAAUUUAGUAAGAAUACAGAGCAAAGCCAGCGAGGGAGAAUGAAUCUUGAUCACCCUCGAAUCAUAGAUGUCCAAAAUCAUAGCAUUUUUGUUGCCACAUGGAAUGUGGGUGGAAGAUCCCCACCUAGUAAUUUGAAUCUAGAAGAAUGGCUUCAUGCCUCACCUCCUGCAGAUAUAUAUGUCCUUGGGUUUCAAGAGAUAGUUCCUUUGAAUGCUGGGAAUAUUUUGGGGGCAGAAGACAAUGGUCCUGCCAAAAAAUGGUUGUCUCUCAUUAGAAAGACUCUAAAUAAUCUUCCGGGAACCAGUGGAGGAGGGGGCUGCUAUACACCAUCUCCUGUUCCUCAGCCCAUUGUUGAGAUAAAUGCUGAUUUCGAGGGGUCAUCUAGGCAGAAGAAUUCAUCUUUUUUUCAUCGUCGAUCAUUUCAGACUACCAACAGCUGGAGAAUGGACACUGACCCCUCAAUUUCACAACCACGACUUGACAGGCGGUUCAGUGUUUGUGAUCGGGUAAUAUUUGGUCAUAGACCAAGUGACUAUGACUCCAGUUAUAGAUGGGGUAAUAGGCCUAGUGAUUACUCCCGGCCAAGUGAUUACUCCAGGCCUAGUGAUUACUCCAGAUGGGGUUCUUCGGAUGAUGAUAACGGGAUUGCAGAUUCACCAAGUACUGUAUUGUACUCACCAAUGUCCUAUGGUGGAUCAGCAUCCAACGAACAGGGAUAUAGGAUGCCUGGGCAUUCAAGGUACUGCUUAGUGGCUAGUAAGCAAAUGGUUGGUAUAUUUCUCACAAUUUGGGUGAGAAAUGAGUUGAGAGAUCAUGUUAAAAACAUGAAAGUAUCCUGCGUUGGCAGAGGAUUGAUGGGUUAUCUUGGAAAUAAGGGUUCUAUAUCUGUCAGUAUGUUGGUGCAUCAAACAAGUUUUUGUUUCAUUUGUACUCAUUUAACUUCGGGACAAAAGGAGGGAGAUGAGCUAAGAAGGAACUCUGAUGUCAUGGAGAUUCUUAAGAAGACGAGGUUUCCACGGAUUCAUAAUGCAACUGAUGAGAAGUCCCCUGAAACAAUCCUUGCGCAUGAUCGAAUAAUUUGGCUUGGGGAUUUGAAUUAUCGCAUUGCCCUCUCUUACCGGUCUGCCAAGGCACUUGUUGAGAUGCAGAACUGGAGAGCAUUAUUAGAAAAUGACCAGUUAAGGAUAGAGCAAAAAAGAGGGCGUGUUUUUGUGGGAUGGAAUGAAGGAAAGAUUUACUUCCCACCAACAUACAAGUAUUCAACUAAUUCAGACAGAUAUGCUGGGGAUGAUAUGCACCCAAAAGAGAAACGCCGAACUCCUGCUUGGUGUGACCGGAUACUGUGGUAUGGAGAAGGCCUCCAUCAAUUAUCUUAUGUCCGUGGGGAAUCUAGGUUCUCAGAUCACAGGCCAGUUUAUGGUAUAUUUUGGGCUGAGGUUGAGUCAAGCCAUGGCCGAUUGAAGAAAAGCAUGAGUUACUCUAGUUCAAGGAUUGAAGUAGAGGAGCUUUUGCCAUAUGCGCAUGGAUACACCGAGCUAAAUUUUUUCUAA
Durio zibethinus is the source of this 2160-nucleotide messenger RNA. Its product is annotated as type IV inositol polyphosphate 5-phosphatase 7-like. The record is from RefSeq and is a predicted model, not a curated record. Gene Ontology annotation, biological process: phosphatidylinositol dephosphorylation. NCBI's taxonomy places the organism in Eukaryota, Viridiplantae, Streptophyta, Magnoliopsida, Malvales, Malvaceae. Gene Ontology annotation, molecular function: inositol-polyphosphate 5-phosphatase activity; phosphatidylinositol-3,4,5-trisphosphate 5-phosphatase activity; phosphatidylinositol-4,5-bisphosphate 5-phosphatase activity.